UUUUCCUUCCGGGCAGAAUUUACCGGGGCGCUCGUUACAUGACCUGAGAGAAUCACGCCGGUUACGAAGAAGCGCUGAAGAUGUCAAAAGUCUGCGUUCGUUUAUCACGGCUUUCAUUAGGUCGCAGUGUUUUUACAAGCAGAACACACGCGAAUUUAAAACCGUGCUCCACAAGGAUGCUGUCUCUAACAUCACAGCUUAAUGCAAAGUCCAGGAAACCUCCAGAUGAUGACGACGAGGAGUUAUCCAAGCCCAUCCAGUUCUCAACCAGCAAAGCCAGUCACCGAGCCUGGAAAGUGGACCGUUCAAUGGGCAGCGGCUACCAGAGGCCCGUGUGGAAAGUCCUGCCCCUCAGCCUCGUUGCGGUGGGCUUCGUCACCUGGUGCAUUUUCAGGAGAGAGACCGAGAUCGACAAGUCUCUGGAGAAAAACCUCCACGAACAUUUACCGGGCCUGCUGUCCGAUGAAGAACAGGAGGAAGUCAGCACCAAAAACAAACCCUCAUAGUGGCUUAACGGGGACAUUUUUGAUUUGUAAAGUUUAUUUAUUGUUCAACGAUGCCUUUUGGAAGAAUUCCACCGUCCACGUUUUGUGCUCUCGAGAGCGGCUGUAUCAUCUGUAGAUGGGUUUAUAUUGAGUAGUGUAAAGCCAGUAGCAUUGUACUAAAAGCAUAGAGGAGAGUUUUUUUUUUAAACUUGUAAUUGUGUGACUGGCAGUAUUCAGGAAACCGUUCUUAAAUGCAUUGAAAACAUACUUCAGAUGCUAAAUAAAUGACUUAAGCAUUGUGAUUAAAGUGUG
Molecule: messenger RNA, 797 nt
Organism: Puntigrus tetrazona (Sumatra barb)
Lineage: Eukaryota; Metazoa; Chordata; Actinopteri; Cypriniformes; Cyprinidae
Gene: uqcc4
Product: chromosome 24 C16orf91 homolog
Exons: 2
Coding region: 81-506 (141 amino acids)
Source: RefSeq, a predicted model, not a curated record